Molecule: messenger RNA, 361 nt
Organism: Paramecium octaurelia
Lineage: Eukaryota; Ciliophora; Oligohymenophorea; Peniculida; Parameciidae
Source: the annotation of a GenBank genome assembly
AUGUUAAUUUUAAUUUUAUUUGCAUAUUUCAAUAAACUUUAAGAAUAGAUAGACAUAUUAAAAGAAGCAAUAUAAAAAUAUUUUCCUAAUCUAGCGGGGUAUCAUUCAUUCUUGAAAAAUUUCCCUGAGACUCACAAAAAUAAAUAAUCUAGAAAUUAGAAAAAGAUAUGCGAAAUUGAGAGAAUAUCUAAUACCUUAAGCUCGCUUGAUUAUAGAAUUUAAAAAGUAUAAUUCAUUCAUCAUUUAGGUUCAAACGAUUAGUUCAAAAAGCACUACUUAAAACAGCACUGAUAAGAGCAAAUAAGAAAGUCAAUAAUAAUAUUCAACAUAAUCUUUCGUGUUGAUAAUAUUGUAAUUUUGA